Dreissena polymorpha is the source of this 13804-nucleotide messenger RNA. Its product is annotated as intermembrane lipid transfer protein VPS13A-like. Gene Ontology annotation, cellular component: extrinsic component of membrane. The record is from RefSeq and is a predicted model, not a curated record. The transcript is spliced from 85 exons. Gene Ontology annotation, biological process: protein retention in Golgi apparatus; protein targeting to vacuole. Lineage: Eukaryota; Metazoa; Mollusca; Bivalvia; Myida; Dreissenidae. The coding region runs from base 107 to 9835 and encodes 3242 amino acids.
GACAACAAAAUGGAGUCUGCAACCGAUGCUGUUUCCUUUUGUAGAAGUCAAUAAUUUUCUGCAACUUUGAGAUCGUCCGAUUGAUGCGACUUGUCAGGCUAACAAAAUGGUGUUUGAGUCCCUCGUAGUCGAUUUGAUCAACAAAUAUCUUGGAGAUUUUGUUGAAAAUUUGGAUAAAUCGCAACUGAAACUCGGGAUAUGGGGAGGUGAUGUUGUUCUUAAUGAAUUAGACUUAAAGGAAAGUGCAUUGGAUGACCUUGACUUACCUGUGAAGAUCAAAGCGGGUCACAUAGGUAAACUAACACUGAAAAUUCCAUGGAAGAACCUGUACACAGAACCUGUGAUUGCAACAAUAGACGGAUUGUAUGCCCUUGCAGUGCCAAAUGUCGGUAUCAAGUACAAUGCAGAGAAGGAGAAGAAAGAAGCCCAGGAGAACAAACAGAAGAAGUUACAGGCCCUGGAAGAAGUGAAGAAACUAGAGGCUGAAAAAGAUAAGCCGAAGGAAAAGAAGAAGGACUCGUUUGCUGAGAAGUUUGCCACUCAGGUGAUCAAAAACCUGCAGGUAGAAGUCAGGAACAUCCAUGUGCGCUAUGAGGACAAGUACACCAACCCUCUGCAGCCGUUCUCUAUUGGUGUCACAUUGAAGGAACUCCUCUUCAGGACAACAGAUUCCAACUGGCAGCCAUGUAUAAUCAAGGAGGCAGUGUCACAGAUCCACAAACUUGUCAAGUUGGAACAGCUGGCUGUGUAUUGGAACAGCCACUCUAACCUGUAUGAGGGGAAGGAAAAGGCAGAAAUACUGAAAAGUUUGAAGAGUGCAAUACAAGAAGGAAACAAGACUAAUUUCCAACAUUUGAUUCGGCCGAUCUCUUCUGUUGCUCACUUGAAGAUCACCACAAAGCCUGAAGAACACGACUUCAAGCAGCCCAAGAUCUUUCUUUCUGUGAUAUUUGAUGACAUUAGCAUAGGCCUUGCCAAAACUCAGUACAACGAUGUUCUGGAGAUGCUGGAAGGGUUUGAGCGGCUCAGCCUCAUGGGCGUCUACAAGAAAUACAAACCCAGCGUGCCUCUACGUGGUCAUAUCAGGACCUGGUGGCACUUCGCCUACACGUCCAUUCUAGAGGAGAUGGUGCGUCGUCGACGACGGAUGUGGUCAUGGCAACACAUAAAGCUGCACCGGGACAUGAAGCUGCGAUACAAGGAGGCCUAUGUGAGGAAACUGGAGGCCAAGAAAGUGCCUGCUGACCUCCAGAAAACACUGGAUGAAUGCGAGGAAUUUCUGGAUGUCUUCAACCUGACGGUGCUGCGCCAGCAAGCUGAGGUUGAGGCAGAGAAACGGGGUGCACAGCGCGCAGAGGACAAGAAAAACGCAGGCUGGUUCGGUGGCUGGUUUGGAGGAGGCAAGAAAAAGGACGAAGGAAAGGCAAAAGGGGAAAUUGAAAAUAUCCAGCAGCAGUUCUAUGAGCAGUUCAACUUGGAGGAGAAGAACAAACUGUAUGAGGCCAUUGGCUACCAGGAGAACGAAGUUGACCUUACCCUGCCCAAAACGUUUGUUGCAUUACGGAUAGUCACAAAGCUCAACAACCUGUCUGUCACCCUAAGAGAUGACAGCAAAUCAGAGCUCCAGCUGUUGCAAGAUGAAAGCAAUAUGGAUUCCCAGCUGUUGAAGCUGCAGUUAAAGAAUGUCUACUCCACAGUGGAACAGCGACCAGCGGCCUCUGCCAUCAAGGUGAAUGCCAAGAUGGACAAAAUGACGGUGCUGGGUACCCAGCAAGGGGAGAUCAUCCCUCACAUGGUGUCCUCCGUGCUAGAGAAGCUUACAGAACAAGAAGAGGCAUUGUCCCUGAUAGACUUCUUGUUUGAGACCAACCCACUGGAUGGAUUGUGUGACGCAAGAGUGAGAGUCAACGCCCGCCCCCUGCAGAUCAUUUAUGAUGCGGUGACAGUAAAUCACUUAGCAAACUUCUUCCAACCUCCACAAGAUAUCCAACUGAAACAGCUGUCACAGCUGGCCAUGUCCAAGUACGAGGAUAUAAAGGAACAGUCAGCCACUAGUCUACAACACGCCAUUGACCUCAAGAAGUACACGGAGAUAGCCGUAGAUCUCAUGUCUUCCUACAUCAUUGUACCACAUGGAGGCUUGUGGACUAAACACAAGGAUGUUUCAAAGCUGAUCCUAGACCUGGGUCAUCUGAAGAUUGGGACACAGAAAAGGCUAUCGGAGGAGGGGCACAAACGUGAGUCAAUCGAGGAAGUGAUGGGGAAGGCAUAUGACACGUUCAACAUCAGCCUGGACAGUGUGCAGCUCAUGAUGAUACAUGCAGGUGAAGACUGGAAAUCCAUUCGCAGACUUCGUGACUCUCCUAUGCACAUACUAUGUCCAAUAUCCCUCAGUGUGCUCCUCCAGAAGUGCAUGUUUGAAAACGACCAGAGAAUGGCCAAAAUGAAGAUCAAAGGGCUGAUACCCCUGCUUAGCCUGAACAUAUCAGACCGCAGACUACAUGAGGUUAUCUCCCUUGCUACCAGUAUCCCACUACCAGAGCUGGAGCCAGCAGUAACCAAAGGCGAUUUCGUACAGGGUGCUACAGAUAUACCCUUAGCCCUGACGGAUGAUGACAUGGGUAUGUCAGAGAAAGUUCUGGCUUUGAAGCCUGCUGCUCCGCCAACACGAAGCCAGUCUCAGGAAAGUUUUAACUACACCGAUGUUGAACUGGAGUUUGAACUCAAAAAGAUUACACUGAACAUUUCUCAGCAUCAGAAAGAUGUUGACCUGCCACUGCUGAGACUCAUGAUAAAUGACCUUGGCACCAUGGUCAAGGUCAGAACGUUUGACCUCGGAGUGGAAGCAUCCCUAGGGGGCAUUUAUUUGCAGUAUCUGAAAACUGAAGCGUCUGCAGACCUGGCCACACAGCUACGUGGGGUCAGUGAGAGUCUUUGUGAAGAACUUGCUGACAAAUCUGUGAUAAACCUGGUGAACACUCCAAGAUCUGCCACAGGUCACUCCAAUCUGCUUCUGGUCAGCUUUCUCAAGGCAAAUGUGGAUGCCCCAGAUUUUGCCACGACAUACAAGAAGACAGAACAGUCCCUUAAUGUUGAGUUCUCUGCCCUUGAACUACUUCUUCACCAGGAGGCCAUCUUGGAUCUGAUAGUUUUUGCCGAGUCAUUGCGGACCCCUGAGAUUCAGGAGCUGGAGAACAAAACGUCAGGUUGGAAGUCUGCAGAGGAAGAGGAGAAAACUAAGGAGGUGGCUAAGAAAAAGACAGUGUACAAGAAGGAUCCUGAAGUGAUCGAUCUGAAGGUGAAAGCAGGCCUCAAGAUGUUCUCUGUCACAGUGUGUAGUCAGGCCAAACUGAUAUCAGAUGUCAAAAUCAGAGGUAUCGAAGCAGACGUGACAUUACAAGAGAGGCAGACACUUGUUACAGCAGUCUUGAAGGGAAUUUCUGUUCGUGAUCCUAGUCCCUUAACUCUCUACCCAAAUAUUCUGGAGAUUGAGGGGUCAGAGGUGUUGACCUUGAACCUUGCCCUCUACAACAACAACACAGAGGGAGUGAGGUACGAGGACAUGAACAAUGUCGACAUGAUGGUGAAGGUCACCAUAGGGAAGCUUAAGGUCACCUUCCUUAACAAGUUUGUCAUGGACCUUCUGGCUUUUCUGGACAAUUUCCAACAGGCCCAAGCUAAGUUGAAGGAGGCCAGUGCAGCUAUGGCUGAGAUUACUCAGGAUGCUGUGCAGAACUUCCAGGAGACGGCUUCCAGACUGUCUCUCCUAGUCGAGAUGCAUGCACCAAUCAUCUUCAUGCCCCAGACUUCAAGGUCGUACAACGUACUGCUGGUGGAUCUGGGUCACCUUCAGGUUAAAAAUAGCUUUGAGAAGCUGAGCUCAAGGUCGUCGUCAGGGAUACCAGCUGUCCUUGACAAGAUGAGUGUGACCUUGACAUCUGUGAAAUUGUCAAGAGCCAUAGUGGAUGCCAGUCAGUUUGUGAAGUCAGAGGUAGAGAUACUACAACCUGUGACAAUAUCAGUUAAUAUUUGCCGCAACCAGUCUGCAGCCUGGUACCAUGACUGUCCUGAUGUGAGCAUCGAAGGGAGCCUCAACAUCAUGCAGAUGUGCAUGAGUCAAGGAGAUUUCACAGCCAUGAUGCUGACACUGAAUGAGAACCUGUCUGAAGGACAGGAUAAGUCCCCUGUCAAGUCUUCUGUAACUGUGGAAACAACGUCUCCUGGAUUAGAGGAUGUGGUUACCAAGAAAACAUCAUCCCCUGUGCAGUGUUCCCCAGACACCCCUGUUCCCACCUCUCCCAAGGAGGCCUGGUGCAAGCUGAGGUUCAACUUCAUAGUGAACAGUCUCACUGCCACACUGUACUCCGGGGAAAGCCAACUGACCAGUGGGCUGACCAAGAGGGACUACAGCAAGCUGCUCGGCAGCUUUGGCCUUGACCUGAUUUCUCUGAAAGGUCAAAUGAUGUCCAACAACUCCCUAGAGGUCACAGUCAAACUGCGGGACAUGACCUUGGAUGACAAGAGGAUACAGAAACAAGGGGGCAUAACUAAAAUGAUGGAGAGAAGCAAGAAGGGAGGAGCCAGGGAUAUGAUUGAUGUGUCAUUCAAGCAGGUGGCUGAUGAUAAAACAAUUGACGUUCACAUGUACAGCCUGUACCUAUGUGUGUGUCUGGACUUCAUCAUGGCGGUGGCAGACUUCUUUGUGAAGGGUCUGCCCUCUAAGGAGACUGCCUCCACACAUCCCACACACCCCACUGACGAGAAGAAAGCUAUUAAGGCUAAGCCAGAGGAAGUGCCCGCCCCUGUGGGUGAGAUGAACAUCUCUGUGGUGAUAGACAGGCCUGAAAUCAUCAUGAUAGAAGACCAGGCUCGGGAGACCACCAACGCUCUCAUGCUGGAUAUGGAGUUAAAAUUCCAAAUGCGUCAAUGCCCUGAGACUAUGGACAUGUCAGCCAGUAUCAGAAACCUGGGCAUUGUAUCCAGUAAAUACAACAGCAGGACAGAAGGAGGGGCACAGAUCCUGACACCGUGCGACAUCUCGUUCUACAGCAAGACGCCCCAUGGCCAGGGGGCCCACAUGGACGUGUCAACCUCAGACCUCAUCCUCAACAUCUCCCCGGCAACCAUCAGAACAAUGUCAGCCAUCGCUGCAGGACUGGCCCAGAAGGAUGAGACAGUUAAAGAAGAGGACAAAGUUCCCGCAGACCUCUGGCAAUACAAGCAACUCAAAGACUGUAACUUUUGGUUCUUGAAAACUGUCGAGGGGUAUGAUGUUGAUUCCAGUCAUAAUCUGCUAGGAGGAUUGUCUGGGGAGACACUGGAAACACGUGGGGAGCAGGACUAUAAAGAGAAGAUGAUUCUCAACGUUCCUUCCAUCGUUGUCAAGCUGGAGGGAGGUGUUGGCAACAGGACGGUACCCCUGCUCAUAACUGACAUGUCCCUGCAGGGCGAAGUGAGGGACUGGACUGGCAAGCUGUUUGUGGAGAGCAUCCUGAAGCUGGAGGUGGCCUACUACAAUGAAAGGAUCUCUGUGUGGGAACCACUGGUGGAACCAGUCCUGGACAGCGGGAAACUGAGAAAGUGGGAACUACAACUGGAGGUAGUCAAAAAUGAAGAAGAGGAGCAGGACUUCGAUGAUGAGGACACUGAGGACAUCAAGCUCCUGCCCCCCAAGAUGAGUAUCAACUUGAAGUCAGCAGACGGGCUGCAGGUCACCAUGACAAAGGCGUGUCUGGAGAGUCUCACCAAUCUGGGCAAGGCCUUUGGUGAUGCCUAUGCGCUGGUUGAGCCCACACUGAAGGCUGGAGAGGUACUGGACCCCUAUGUGAUACAGAAUGAGACAGGGGAGGACAUUGUGCUCAAACUGGACAACACUUUUGUGAUGCCGGACUCUGCCCAGAAUGCGAAAGUCAAGUUACGUAGCGGUGACCUCCUACCCUUAAAGAACAAGGAGGGACCCAAACUGCGUCGACAGGCAUCAGUGAUACGGGCCACUCAGAACUCGGAUGAGAAGAAACUCAUCUUCCAGGUGGAGAGAUUCAACAUCCCCAAGGACGUGACCAUCAAGAGGGCUGAGAGGAGGCUGUUCCACUUUGCUGAGAAGCAGGCCCCCAGCAUGUGGGCCGUUGUCGUGGAUACCAGAAUAAACCUCGGCCAGAAGACCGUCACUUUUCGGUCGGCUGUUCAGGUUCAAAACCACCUGCCGGUUCCUGUGGAUAUCUACUACAAGGAUGCGAGUAAUGGAACCAAGCUGAUAUCCCCUAUCCAGCCUGGUGCCCUCUACAGUGUACCACUGUAUGCUGUCUAUGAGUCUACGGGGCAGUUCAUGUUCAGGCCCAUGAAGGACGGGUGUGUAGAGAUGAGUGAACCAAUCAGCUGGAAAGGGGCAGAGAACCUGGGGCUGAAGAUGCUGACUUGCCGUGGGGACGCAGUGCACCAGCCCUUUUAUAUCAGGGUUCGUGCAGAGAUUGAGGAAGUCUAUUAUCAGGAUGGCGACACUUUGUCUGCUAAGUCCACUAUCUUCCACCUACACCCGACUGUGAUCUUCCACAAUCUACUGCCCUAUGAUGUAAAAGUCAUGCUUGAGGGCUCCAUAGAUAUGGGCACUGCUGACGAGAUGUUGCUACAGAAAGGCUGCAACAUCCCUCUGGACCAUGCAUGCUUGGGGAAAACCAACAUUGAGGUCAUGAUCAUAAACUAUCAGGGUAGGGAUUGGAAUGGCCGUCGACUGCUGGACUUUGACAUCCCUGAACUCUCAGUGUGGAAUUUUGAUGGUUACCAAGGGAAAAAGAAAGUAACCAUGGACCUGGGUCUUCAUUUCAAGAAGACGAGUGGUUCAAUCCAGGUGUCCCUGUUCUGUCCAUACUGGAUGAUCAAUAAGACCGGGGUCAUGCUGAGAUACAAGGCAGGUGAUGACGACCCCAUGGAACACCCGCCAGAGAUCAAGGACAUUGUCAUGUUUUCAUUUAAGAAAAGUUCCCUGUUCAACAAGAAAAUGGACGAAACACAAGAAAAAAAGUCUUCAACAUUGGAGCGAAAAAAGGAGGGAAAGAAUAAACCUAAAGUGAAAGAAAUGAAACAAAGUGGAAAAGCCUGCCUUUGUAUUGGAGAAGGGGAUUGGUCAGAUAAGUUCUCACUGGAUGUGGUUGGGAGUUCUGGCACAGUGCAGAGUAAAAAUAGGAACAGAGUCUGGGAGGUUGGUGUUAACAUUGUUCUCUCGAGCUCGGGCCUGUCCAAGGUGGUGACCUUCACACCCUACUACAUGCUGGUGAACACCUCGCCCUAUGACAUGAUCUGCAAGGAACUGACCACAGAUAGCACCUGGAUUCAAGUCCCUUCUAAACAGUGUGUAGCGCUGUGGCCACUACAGUCCGGCAAGGAGAUGAAGAUGCAGGCUGCCAUGAAGGACUCUGAGAUCUCCACCAACUCCUUCAUGUUCAACAUGGCUCACACCACCCUGCUCAGGCUGAACAACCAGUAUGGAGGUAUCAAUGUAGAGUGCCAGGAGACAGAGAGCGCCAUGGUUACGACCUUGACCCACUAUAAGGACGGCAUGGCAACCGUUCAAAUCAUCAACCACACUGACCUAUGUGUCAUUGAGUUCUACCAGAGUUCUGUCAAGAACGUACAGAAGAUUGCUGGUGGUACCGCUGGCUUGUACACAUGGGAAGAUGCCAUUGGUAAGAGGGAACUUGUCUGGAGCUGUGGGGAAAAAAAGGAAAUGAAAAACGACCUCACUCAGGACGGUAUAGGGGAGUUCUUCUACGACCCUGACAUCAAGGUCUACUGGGUCUCAUUCCUCUCAAGCAUGCAGCGGGUGUUACUCUUCACUCACGACCUUGCCCUAGCAACCGUUGCCCAGGAGGCAGGAGAACUGGAGAGACUGGAACAGGAGAUAACUGUCAGUAUACAGGACAUAGGACUGUCUCUGGUGAACAACUUCACACAGAGAGAGGUGGCCUACCUUGGCAUUACAAGUUCGGGGAUCAUCUGGGAGGAGAAGAGGAAGCGGUUCAAAGCUCUCAACAUGAAGACCACUGCGGCCCUGGAGACGGCCUAUCAGAAGUGGGAUACUGAGAAACUGGCGGGUAAAAUACAGCCUGAGAGACUCACCAUUGACAAAAUGGAGAUCAACUUUGCGGAAAUGAUGAUGUUUAAACCAAACAAAAGACAUAUCAGGCGCAGUUUUGAGAAUGGACUCGGGCUUCAGUACAAGACAUCACCACAUCAGGUGCAGUUUCAUGCAAAGAUCAACAGAGUGCAGAUUGAUAACCAGGUGGCUGGAGCUGUGUUCCCAACAAUCCUGUCCCCCAUGCCUCCACCCAAAUCAGUAGCUGCAGAUAGUGUUCCGAAGCCUUUCACAGAAGUCAGCAUGAUGUUGAGGAAACAUGAGCACAGCAACGUUUCACAGAUGAAGUAUUUUAAGGUGCUAGUUCAGGAGAUGCAGGUAAAGGUAGACCAGGGCUUCCUCAAUAAUCUACUGGAGAUGUUCUCAGCAGACCAGGACGUUACCAAUGAGCAACAGAAACAGCUGUUGGAUGAGGACAUAGAGAAGACCCGACAGGACCUGAUCACCACCAUGGGUUUGUCCCUGGCCAGUGAGCAGAAAAUGUUCUACGACCAUCUACAUUUAUCUCCUAUCAAGGUUCACCUCAGUUUCUCCCUACAAGGGGGAGGUGGUGAUGGGAAGCCCACACAGAUCAAGUCCAAUGUGAUCAACGUGUUCCUGCAGAGUGUCGGUGUCGUGCUCACAGACAUACAGGACGUCGUCUUCAAACUUGGGUACUUCCAGCGUGAGCACAUGUUCUACAACAACAAGCAGCUCACUGGAGAGAUGACCGGCCACUAUGCUGGGCAGGCCAUCAAGCAGAUGUACGUGCUGGUGCUGGGUCUGGACGUGCUGGGAAACCCCUUCGGCCUGCUGAGAGGCAUGGCAGAGGGUAUGCAGGACCUCUUCUAUGAACCAUACCAGGGUGCCAUUCAAGGACCAGAGGAAUUUGCUGAAGGCAUGAUGUUGGGAGUGAAGAGUCUGUUUGGACACGCCGUCGGAGGGGCAGCUGGGGCUGUGUCAAGGAUCACAGGGACUCUGGGCAAGGGGAUCGCAGCCCUCACAUUGGACGAUGAGUACCAGAAGAAGCGUAGAGAGGCUCUGAAUAAGAGACCAGCCAAUGUGGGCGAGGGAUUUGCACGUGGUGGCAAGGGGCUUGUCAUGGGCGUGUUUGAUGGUGUCACAGGCAUUGUCCGGAAGCCCAUCGAGGGGGCAAAGAAGGAAGGGGUGGAGGGGUUCUUCAAGGGGGUCGGCAAGGGGCUGGUUGGCGUGGUAACAAGGCCCACUAGUGGGGUCAUUGACUUUGCCAGCAGCUCAUUUGAGGGCAUUAAAAGAAUAGCCGAUAACGUUGGGGAGAUCUACAGACUACGAGCCCCAAGGAGAUUUCAUAAAGACGGAAUUAUCCGCCCCUAUAACAGACAGGAAGCAGAAGGCUGCGCUGUGCUCAUGGAGACAGAGAAGGGCCGUUACCUCAUUGAAGACUACGUGGCCCAUGUUGUGGUAACCAAGGACAACAAGAAUGUCUUCCUGGUCACCAACAAGCGCCUAUUGUUUGCUAGUCGUGGGGAGAUAUUCGGCUCCUGGAACUGUGAGUUCACAUACAUCUGGGCAGAGCUCAAGGAAAAACCCAAGGUCACAACCAAGGGCAUAGAGGUCACGUUGAAGGAGAAGGAGAAGCGGGGGCUGUUCGGGUCCUCCAUCUCAAAAAAGGAGAUUCAUGUAGCUGACCUUAAACUUGCUGAGUGGAUGGUAGGAAAAAUAUCUGAAGCCUGGGACGCAAACAACUAGUUACCUGGGGUCGACAAAGAAACAAUAGUCACCUGGGGUCGACAUAGAAACAAAUAGUCACCCAGGAUUGACAUAGAAACAUUGAGUGUUGAGUGUGUAAAGAAAAUAUGCACACUCUGAGAAGUGUGAAAUAGUUCCCUAGAAAUCAUAUGAAGAAACAUUGUAAGAAAAUAAUUGUAAGAAAAAAGUCAAAAUUUGAUAAGCAUAUAAUGAAAUUGUAUGACUAUUGUUGCCAUGGAAACAUGGCAUGCUGAAAACUGUUGAGGUAGAACUUUGAAUUUGAUCGAAAGUUCUUUCAAUCAUAUGAACAUGACAGACUUGUGUUUACGUUAACAUCAAAUUUUAUUAUUUAUUUAUUAUGAUAUUUGUGUUUUCUGAUUUACUUUAAUAUUUUCUAUGCUCAUGAGUAAGUGUAAAAUGUUUGUUUUUUAAGUUUAACAGUUUUUUUUAUUGAUUUUUGAACAAAAUUGAAGCAAAUCAUAAAAGAAGGUAUUUGUAAAAUAAAUAAACACAAUCUUUAAAAGUACAAAAUGACAAAAAUUAUUUAGAAAAUUAUUACAUAAAAUUGUGUAAUGUAGAUAUCAUUCUUUAGUCAAAAGAAUGUAUGGAUGUUGUCAUUAGUUUAUUUUAUAGUGUUUAGUUCAUUUUAAAACAAAAUGUUGAAUACUUCUGAAGUUUGGUUUACACGUGCUUACAAAUAUAUAUCAUUGUAAAUUAAAAUAUACUUGUAUGGAAUGAAGUUCUUUGUUCAUUUGAUUGUGUAGUUUUUUCUUGCCUACCACAUUUGCAUUUGCUCAACUAAAUUCUUUAUUGUUCUGUAAAUAUUUCUUAUUUUCUAUGGCAGUAUGCCUAUAAGUGACAACAUAAUGAAAACAAAUAUUGAUACUUGAUAAUAAAAUAAAUGUAAAUAAAAAAUGUAAUCAUCAAUAUAUAAAAGUGCCAUUAAUUCAGAAUAGUGUGAACAAUUAUUAAUUAAUCAAUAAUUAUAUCCUGUUAGAUACAUUAUUGCAAGAUUUAGAAAAAAAGAACACACAUUUGAAAUUUAAUGUACAUGAAUUAAUGCAAUGUUUGGUGUUAUUAUGGUAAUUGUUUAUUCUUUGCUUCAAACAUUUUCCACAAUCUGCUCAAUUGAUGAUAUCAUGCUAACUCACGGCUUUAAUAAGAUUGCUCUUUAUAUUAUAAUGGAUUUGUAGCAAAUAUUUUGUUUCUGCUUUAUGGUACAUUAUGUGCUCACUCAUAAAUAAUUCCAUUACCUCCAGCAGAUAUUUUGUUUGUGUAUGUUGGUAUGUUACAUGCUCAUUCAUGUAUAAUUAAAUUUUAUCUUGCUGUUUAAAAAAACAUGAACAUCAGUUGGUCUGUUGUCAAGCUUUUUACUUUUAAGUAAAUACAAAUAAAGCUUUUUGCUUUUAGGUAAAUACAAAAUAAAGCUUAAAUCUUGUUAGUGCCUAGUCAUAAUUACCAUGUUACAAAAUGUUAGUGCUGAUUGACAGACAAUAAUUUUUGUACUGGUUGACUGAAAAUAAUGCCAGUACUGGCUAAUUGACAAUAAUUUUCAAAAUCUGACAAACAUACCAGUUCCAAACGCAUUUGACAAAAGUCAAUGUAUCUUUGAUACUUCAAUUCAAUAUACUGGUACAUACGCAGAACUAAACAUAAGAUUUUUUAUGUAUUGUUCAGAAAUUUAGUCUAAUGGUUAAAGUGUUUGCGUAUGUGACCAUGUUUCUAAAUGACUGAGACACAACUUUGCCUUGAAAUGCCUUGUAGAACUAUAUUUUAUCAAACAAAAAUAUUACAAUGCUAAGUUGAGUAUUUCAUUACUUUGGGGUGAUUAAGUUUAAAAUUAGAAUGUAGAAAUAGAUGUGUAGUUUUACAUGAAUAUGCAUUAAAUUUUUGUUGAUUAGUAGCUAUUUGCCUGUCAAUAAAUGCUAAAAAAACUGAUGCUGAUGAUUAGGGAUUUGUGUAACAUUAUACAAGUUUAUGCUUUUAAAUAAAGGUCAUUUUUUUACUUCCUCUGCAUAAGUUUUCGUGCAAAAUUGUCAUGUUGUUUUUUAUUUAUUUGUAGAAAUUCUUUUAUUUGUAUUCUUCCAUAUUUAAUUCCCUGUACAUGUAUUCAUGCAAUAGUUGUUUUGUUUAUUCUGCUGAAACAAGUGCUUUGUUAUAUUUAUGGGCUAAAAGGGUAGUCAAACCUGUCUCAUCAACUUCACAUUGUGUAAAUUAAUGGUACAAACCUGUAGGCUCUAACAUAAGGUGAGAUGAUCUUAUCUUCAACAAAUAUGAAUUGACUGAAUAAACACAUGUUAAAGCAGUCCUUCAUUAAAAUAAUUGCUUUAACUUGUUGCUUCGAUUUAAAAAGCUACUUGAAAAUUUGAAAAGUCCAUUUUUAUUGAAAUUUUUUCACAAUUUACUGUUAUACUCAAGCCACCAUCCGAAUAUUUGAGUAAUGGGCUGAUGUUCAUAAACCUCCUAUGGGAAAUCUUAACUUGAGUUACUGGAAAGAUAACAUUUCUGAAUUCAUUUACUUUGUGAAAUUAAUUGUCUUAUGCUUACAAAAUGAUGAAAACUUCAAAAUUGCAUCCGUUCUUACUUGUUUAAAACAUUUUAAUGUACUUGACAGAGACUGAAAGAAUUUAAUGAAUGUAAGGAAUUUACUUAAGUUUUCCAUACAAGUCAUUGUGAAUACCAGCCCGUUACAAAGAAGUGCUGUUCCGACUAGUGCAAUAAAUGUUUGAUAUAUAUGUACAAUAUAUGCAUUGAAUGUGAUGGACAUUUAAUUCUAUUACAAGAAAACAGGACUUCCAAAAGCAUAAAAUAUUGUUCACUAUUUCCAUAAAAAAAUGUAUCACUUAUGAUAAACAUUAUAAUAUUUAAUAAUCUCUUUGGAUAUUAAAACCAUCAACUUAAGUAUUUUUCUUAUUUGAAAGAAUUUCCUUAUACUUUCCCUAAAAAUUUUUGAAAAAAAAGAGGCUCUGAAUAAACCACUAGCCGAAAUCCUAAUGCUUUCAUAAAGACCUACAUGUAUUAAAGCUGGACUUUAUCAACUAUUUCUGAUUGGCCACAUUUCACCAGCCUCUUUGCAGUCAGGCUUACAGUUCGGGUAAAUACUGUCUGGGUAUAUUUUCUUAAAUCUCCCAACAGAAAUCAUGACUAAGUCAAGGACAUUUUCAACUGAGAUUUUAGGAUCCCAAAAACAGUUAUUUCAGCUUAUGAUCAAGUGAAAUUAAACCUCAAUGCAAUUUUCACAAUUUUACACUAUUAGUAAAUGCAAAUGACCCACAAAUCAGGAAAUUUAGGAAGUUAUCAAUAUAAGUAAUCAAAGAUGAACCCAUAAACAUUUUAUUUGUUUGCUUUAUACAACGAUACAUUAUGGUUAUACAAUAUUGUUGUAAUAGAUCAUUUUACUCAAAACUAAUGUAUUCCUCUAUUAUUUAGUCAUUCAUGAAUAGCGUUGAUAAUUUAUUGGUAAUACGUAGAUUGUGUGGGAUAUUAUGAAGCGCAUUGUGCGUUACAUUUAAAUGUAACAAACCAACGAGUUUCUUAAAUGUCUUGAGAUUCUGAUUAAAUAAGAGAGGAUCUUGUAAAAAUGUUGCUAGUUCAUCAUUUAAGCAGAUGCAUGUUGUCAAUACUCAAUAUUGUUUCAGAUCACGUCCUAUAUGAAUUUCUUAUCUGCCAUAAUAUUACUGCUGGUAAUUGUAGAUUCUCACAUAUAGUAAAAUACGCAACAAAUAGGAAUAUAGCACUUUGUGUAAUGUGUAUAGUUCCCUAAAUCUUGUGUAGGUUUUGAACAGUUCAUUUUUUAGUGUUUGCUUAAAAGUAAAAUAACCAGGGGCUUGAGGGUCCCUGCAAUAUUUGCUGUGUUUUGUUGUACUGUUUUAUCUUUCUAUUUAUCCCUUUGUUGUUGUUUUGUUGGCAAGAUUUUUUUGUUAAUGAUUAUGUUCAGCAAUUCCAAUAAACAUGCUUCUUAAAAUCUUA